Messenger RNA from Caenorhabditis angaria, 2410 nucleotides. NCBI's taxonomy places the organism in Eukaryota, Metazoa, Nematoda, Chromadorea, Rhabditida, Rhabditidae. The record is from the annotation of a GenBank genome assembly.
AUGAGCAAUUCGAAAUGCUUUCGAUUUGAGAAAGUGUGGUAUAUAAUUGAAUUGGACAAUGGAAAAAUUAAAGAGUUCCGUCCAUCGACCGAAGAUGAUGUGGACGUUUUGGAUGUCGUAGACCAUGUUUAUGAAAGACUUCUUACCACAGUCGCGCAAAAAACUGUCAAAGAUGGAAAAAUAGACAUCAAGAACUUUCUCUAUGCUUUUAUGAAUCUAUCGGUCAAUCAGGUGAAAAACUACAAUUCUUCCCAAUUCGAUAACUAUGUUGAAAAAAACAGUGCUGCAGUAACCCUCGGUGAGUUGCUUUUUGAUUGUUAAAGUAUAUUCUCAAAUUUACACCUGGAUGAGGUGAUAAGAGAUUCUGAAAAAUAACAAAUUCUAUGGAAAACCGAUGCGUAAAACUUAGCUGCUGAGUUUCCUGGGUAGCUAAAAAUGAGCCUUAUAAGCUGAAAACAACUAUUAUUCAUCAUAAUUUUCAGUUUACAAUCUAAUUCAUACAGCAUCGUGAUUGACGCGUCGGGUUCUAUGAGACUGUAUCUCUUGUUUUUGAAAAGUCUUCAUAAUCCUGAUGUAGUUAUCUUGAUUAAACUGUUUCUUGUAAUAACGCGAAAAAAAGUUCCAUAAAAGUCUUGAAGUUUAGAGAAUUUUUUUUUUUUUGGAAAAUUUCAGGCGUUUUCAAAAAUAUCCGCACUUUUCCAAAAAUCACUUGACUGCUAGAUACUUUUUUUAUGUAUUUCAUAAAAUGAAAAAUCCAGGCAUCCUACAUUUUAUGUAUUCAAAAACAUGUCCAUAGACACAGAAAUUAUACCAAUUUUCAAUGUACUUUCUAUCUUUUUUAUCAUAAGGAGGAACUUACAGAAAAACCACCAAAAAGAAGAUAUAAACGAAAUCAAGUACAAGAAGAUCCGGAUUACGAGCCUCAAACUGAUUUUCCGCCAGGAACUAAUUAUUGGUUGAGAAAGCGAAAAAAGUUCAAUUAUAGUGAAGAUCGCCAAGGUGAUUUGAGUAAAAACUAUUCUUGUAGUCAAUAUUUUUGCUUUUUUAAGGAACGUCGGCUCAAAGUGAUGAACAGAUCGUUGAAAAUCGGAUUGAAGAAAAUAUACAACUUCAAGGAGAAGAAGAGCUUGGGACUUCUGAAUAUGACCAAGUUCCAGAAGUCGAGACCCUGGCCGAGUGGUUGGCGGAACAAGAAAUUCAAGAAAGUUCCGUUGAAACUGGCCAACUUCAAGAAACUGCAGAAACCACAGAGGAUGAAAAAAACGAAAAAUCACCAGUUCACGAAAUUGAAGUGAAUUUGGAUCACCAAGAAAUUGAAGUAAAAAGAGAAAUACUGGAUGAUGGAGAAGAAGAAAUUGCUGAACCUUUUGAUGAAGAUUCUAAUGAAUCGAUUGAAGAAAAUGUUGAGGCUCCAGAAAUAAAUGUGAAAUUGGAGAAUCCAGAGAUUGAAGAGGUUGACGAAGCUGAUAUGAGUGCAAAUAUUGGAGGAGAAGGAGAAGCUGUUGGGGUUCUAGCUCAUGAUUUCAACCACCUUGUGGUUGAAACACUUGAACAAAAUACAUUGGAUCCAGCAGCUUGCUUGCGUAGCAAUCCGUUUCACAUUGCGAACAUAUUAUUUCCGCCCAAGUUUUCACAAGAUGGUUAGUUUUUUCAAUAUUCGACAUUCUUUUCAGAAAAAAAUUCAAGACAAUUUUUUUUUUGAAAACAUCUUCUACCCAAAAAUCAAAACAUAUUCGAAGACAUUUGUUUCUCUAACUUUCCUAGAAAACUAUUAGGAAAAAUGUUGCAUGAAACCUAAUGCAUGUUUUAUUCAGAGCGGUCACAUCAAAAUGACGCCGAACAAAUUGAUGUUCCGUCGACAUCAACAUCGUUUUCUGAAAAGCUCAUCAAACAAAACGAGUCCACAUGUUCUCAAGUCUUCAACCCAGAAAUCCCACCAACAACGUCGGCUCAAGAACAAAUCACACCGGAUCCGCAAUUGCCGCUUCUUCUCCCAGAACUUCCACAGAACUUUUUUGAGCCACCACAAGUUCAUUCACGUUCGUUUUUUAAUGUGAAACAGAAACGAUUUUUCAAACUGAAAUAUUUCAGAAAUGCCACAACUACCAGUAAUGGAUUCAACACAAUUUGUGUUGACUUUACUUCGCACUAUGAGCCCGGGAGGUAAGUGAAUUUUGUUUAUUUCGUGAUUAGUAACCACAAUAUGUAUUUUUCAGUGAGAGCGUUAUUGUCACAACCGCUUAACUUGGAAUUAUUACGAUAUGGACCUUCGGGAGGUAUGUUUCAAAUUUGCAAAUAAAAUGUACUAAAUCAAAUUUUUCCAGAACUUUUGAUACCCCAAAUUGAUGUUGGCCAAAUUCACAACAACCAACCAAAUCAACAAGAUAAUCAAGGAGAAAACGGAAAUUAA